Molecule: messenger RNA, 11544 nt
Organism: Dermacentor albipictus
Lineage: Eukaryota; Metazoa; Arthropoda; Arachnida; Ixodida; Ixodidae
Source: RefSeq, a predicted model, not a curated record
AAGCAUUUUAUUAUCCAGAAUAGUGUGUGUAUAUAUAUAUAUAUAUAUAUAUAUAUAUAUACUGCUGCAGAAGGAACAAUUUGACCCUACACCUUUGGUCGAUGCUUCAUUAAAGCAGGGGUCUCAAACAAGCACACCACAGGCACCAUACUUUGCAAACUGUUUACGCUACAGAAUGACAAAGCUAAAUUGGACAUCAAGAGUGUGCAGAAUUACAACAGCUGAGGAGAACAAUAACCAUAGUCCCAGACAUCCUAGACAGAGGCUGAUAGAUGUGUGUACGUCUUUUGUACUUUGCCCCGACAGACUUGCACAUGUUGAAGGGACACUAAGAAAAGACGCAUCAAGGGGAAACGAUGGUUUACUACCCCGAAUGUGUCGGAAGCCUUACUUUUACCAAAGCAUGCCAGGGUAUUUCAGUGGCUAUGUGACGUCCUGCCGCCAAGCACAAGGUUCUGGGUUCGAUUUUCAGCUGCUGUGCAUCCGCAUUUCGAUCGAGGUGGAAUGCAAAAAUGCCUGUGCACUGUGAUUUGGGUGCAUUUUAAGAGAACCCCAGUUAGUUGAAGGUAAUUCAGAAAUCACUACUACGGAGACUGUCAUGCAAAAGUUGGCUGAUAGAUUUUUUUCUUCUAAAAACCAUUAACUGCACCAGCCAAUUGUGGUCACUAUCUUGUUAAAUCACAAGCUGUUGCUUCACAAAUUUUGAGAAGGUGCUGAAUCAACGUUUUUGACACCCUCCAAAAUGAACAUUGGCAAGCUCAAUUUUCCGAUAAGGUGACUAACAAUGAUGGCCUUCAUUUAGUUUCCACAGAUUCAGCAGUACAGUUCUGUUAAGCUGAACUUUCAAUGAGACCGAUUAAAUCACGGUGUUUAGAGUCCCAACGCUGCACAGAGGGAUGCUGUAGGAAGAAUUUUAAUCUAUUUUUAUAAUUUGCAACUCUUUAACACUCUGAGUGAUUAGUGAGUGUUUAAUUAGUGCUCGAUGUGACUGCAGAACAAGGAAAAAAAAAUGCACAGUUGUUUCAUAUGAUGUUUGUGUGGUGCAUGUCUUGUGGCUGACAAUCAUGUCGAAUUCAGUAUACUACAACCACCUACUGAAAUUAACUGUGGUAAGCUCUUGGUAUGUCUCCUGUGUGGUAAGAAAAUGCCUACGAAGGCGUAAUAAGAGCACGGUCCUUUAUGAAAGAUUCAUUCGCCAGUUAAGGGAUCACAUGUGCAUAGUUAUUCAGAGGCUGUUUAUACUUAUUCGUAUGAUAAAGUGAAGGAGUGUUUUUGCAUUUCAGCCCUAAAGAAAUGCAGCUCACGCAACCGGGAACCAAAACCAUGACUUUGUGCUGUGUAGAGUCACGCAAAGAAGGUAAAAAGCUUUGCAAAGAUCUUCACUACCGUCUAAUAGGGUGCCUACUGUACAUUGUGUUCCGGCAUUCCAUAGUUCUGAUUUCAGUGAAAAUACUAUUUGCUACUUCGGGAAGGCGAUCCUCAAAUCAAGCGUGAUGCCAUCUUUAGUGUCCCUUUAAGCAUGUAAACUUGGCAUAUAAAAAUGUUGCCACUUUAGCCAUUGACUGUCCAAGCAUACAACCUGUCUGAGCUUACAGUACCAGUAUCAUAAUUCUAAGCAACGAAACACACUGCUAAACAAGGCUGCCUCUGAAAAAGAGAACAGCUUGUUAUUGUCUUUACGCUGAUGCCAUGCAACAGCACUGAUUAAAUAUCAGGUCAGAAGAUGCUGAAAUAUUUACAAAACACCGGAAAGUUUAAGAAUUGAAACAUUUGCAAGACAGCAAAGUUUAACACUCGUAAUGCUACGUGAAACUGUUUCCUUAUCACAUAAGUGUGAAACUUAAAAGGAUUGUAAAACACUGUAAAACUACAGCACAGCCUACAUGAAUUUGUAACAGCAGGAAAAUACAACCUACUACAAUCAUGACCAAAUAUUAAAACAAUUAUGUCGCUCCAGUGGUUCCCAACAUCAACUACAGGGUGCCACAUUUUAUAUUUUGUUUUCUUCUUUUUGCUUCUACACAUGUUUGUCAAUCAGGCAACAACAAUACAUUAAAGAUAAUUGCUUCAGAUAUUGUAUUUGCAAUGAUCAGUUCACACUAAGUCUAAUGUAACAGCUGUUUAUUUGUGCACUCAAUUGGCUCAGGUGAAGUGCACACAAGCUAUGUCCAUAGUACAUGGCUUCUGGUCUGUUCAUGAGAACAUAACAUCACAGCUAGCACAUUUCUUUGGGCUAGUGGGUGAGGUAUAGCACAAGCUGACAAAGUGAAAACUAUGACAAGACUACCGCAAAGUGGGUCCUUUGUCUGAUCAUGCUGUAUGCAUGUCCGCAGACCAUGCCACUGCUUUGGGUGCUACAGCAUGUGAUCGGAUUAAUAUAUGGCUUUCACGAGAUGGCUGGAUUCGCAACGUUCACAAGAGUACCAGCAGCUGACUUUUUGCGAAUUUUCUUGCUUUGGUAGGCAACUGCCAGUCACAAAUCACACUAUAAAUCAUGACGUGCUCCUGCAUGCGCUGAAAUCAUGUCACCCUCUUGCAAGAUCUGUUUCAAAUGCACGCCAACUGUAAACAAUGGGCUUAUAGACCAUAUCAUUAAAACAAGCCGGGUGAAAUGCAAGACGUGCUACAAAGUUAACAAGCAGUGGGAGUUUCUCUUCGUAAGCUAUUGUGCAUGUCCUUCCAUUCCAGUGCUAGCCAAUUAAUUUCAUUAAAUAGCAUUUGAAACAGCAAAAAAAACAGAAUAACACUCAGCUAAAAUAGUUCAGCCAACUCUACAUAAUGGACAUUUGCCAGAGCAAGUAAUGACUGACACGGCAAGGGCUCGAUUCAAGACCCAUAACAAACACAUAAGAAGGGUAUAUAUAUAUAUAUAUGUAUGUAUAUAAAUAGGAAACACUACAAUGCAAAACCCAUCAAAAUGCGACAGAAGAUUGCAUGCACCACACUACAAGCAUCAUAAAUAACACAUGCAAAGAAUACAGAGACAUUAUGUAAUACAUAAAUAUGUGUAACUUUCUGAACACCAGUGUGCCACGACAGGGCACUGCCGUAUCAUAAACUACGAGUAGCGUCAUCUGCUGCAGAUGUCCCUAGGCUACACUUUCUGGGCUGUCACACCUCGCAAUUUAAAGCAGAGCCUGCCCAAAAGUAUCGAGUUAUUCCUCACCACAGUUCACAUCAGUUUGAAUAUGACUGCUUGCUCGCUAAUACGACUGCCCAUAAAGGCUCCCGAUAUACUGCAUGGUUAUUGCAUGACAAUGCGAAGUGCAUUUCUCAGCAGACAUUGUGACAGGUGGCGCUGCUCGAGUCGUGAAAACGUGGCAGCAAUGUUAAGCUGCAGUAGCCUACACAGUGUGUUCAUCCCUGGUAUAACAAAAACCUUCUCCCCCUAGGUUGCAAAAAAAAAAGUCUGACACCAGCAAGUAAACAAAGGAACGUGUGGAAAAUAGCCACACUACAAAGAGCUUCUCAAAUGAGUUAAAAGACAAGCAAAAACAGGAAUCGAACAGUACGUGCGGAAUUAAAGGUGACCAAAUAUUCAUGCGGUAUUCACGAGGCUACACCGUCGGAACAGUUUAAACCACUUUGGGGCUUAUCUCACCCCCAAACAAUAAUUGUCCCCUAGCUUGCGCAUUUUUCCUUGCUUUAAUGCUGUGCCCCCAGUAGUUCCAGGUCAUGAAUUACAUGCACAUUAUCAGCAUGACAUAGCAUUCCUCAUAAGAAAGCAGCAAGAGCAGGGUUUUCAAGAAGGGAAAUGCAAGCAUGACAGAUGACGAUUAUUGUUUGGGAACAAGAUACACCCCCAAAGGUUUUAACUUUUCUUUAGAGUGUAACAGUUCUGUGAAUGACACGAUACAAACUGGAAGCGUGACAAUUUCUGGACAUUUCUGCACACAAGAUCGCUGUGUGGUGCCAGGAUCGCAACCUACAUACAUGUGUACCAGCCAAUGGGACACAUACCAUGUGACCUAUGCCACAUGAUGUCUAGUGAGUUUGCAAGUAGGCACAAAGCUUGUACAAAAAUUUCACCAUCUGUGAGAGCCUUUGUCAUUCGAAGUAAUAAUGUGUUUCUGAACCGCAAACAAGGUUCUGGUUAUGUGAGGCUACAAGGGCUCAAACCCCAAUGAAAUGUGAUAGCGCCACACUCCACGUACAAUUCUGACUCGCUGUGUACACGUCUAAGAGCGUAACAGACUUGCAAUACAGAUGCAGUUUCAUUUUCUGCGUUAUCAAGGAGAGUGACUACUAGUAUUGGUUCAAAAGUGCAAAGACAUUACAAAUGUAGGAUGGCGCUACAAGCAAGUUUGGCACACUGCAACCACACUGAAAAAUUGUGCCAGGUCUUGUAGUUGCACAGCUAGUGCAACCUCUACAAAAUGAUUCCGUGACUUGCAAUUUUAGGAACUGCAUGUUUUGAACCAUUUUGUAGCGACACACAGGCCUUGGAUCAUUGUGGGCCGAGGGGCAGGAGGGGGUGGAGUGUGUAUGUACAACUUUCUGCUAAUGCAGAAUCACUAUUCGGAUGAAUAUGGCAGAACUCUUCAGAGCUAGGGCUGUGUCGAGCUCAGUCACAGUGCAUUUUUCAUUGAACUUACUGGCAUUCAUUGACAGAUGACACUUCUUGCAUCAUUUCAUGUCAAGUACACAUUUCUUGUAAAAGCGGUUUGACAGGCAUAAAUUUUAAUGAGAAAAAAAAAGAAUUGCAAAUAUCAUGCGCAGCUAGCUAUCUAGCACCAUUUGGGGUUCUGCAAAGUGUUACCAGAUGGACAAACAUGUGCAUGUCACGCAAUUGUGUGCAUGACAAAUGUGUGCAUCAUGGCAGCUGCAAGAAGGUGGCGGCGACAUUAGUAUGACGGCAAUGGCAUGGCAACUGCCUUUUUGUACUCCGGCUAAGAAAAGUUACAACCUGCUUCGUUAAAAGUUGGGCCGAUCCGGAAGGCAGUGCGGACUAACAUGAGCGUCACAAAGAGCUAGCUGCCACAAGGAAAAAAAGGGAGAAACUGGCACACUCUUGCUUUUAUAAGCAUGACAAGUGACAUGAUGCACGCAAAAGAUGCGACUAAUACUCGCAUGUCUCAUUCCCAAGUCUGUAGCUGAACGAAAACUGGCCUGUGAGCACACAUUCUUGCUUAUUAUGUGUGAUGUGCCGGACACGCCAGAUGUCUGAAAGAGCUAGUUUUGCACUGGAAAAAUAGAAGCAUGCAUGUUAUCAUGGCUGAAUGGUUAGAGAGAGCAUCAGGCUGUUGGCUGAGGUUUGAUCCUACCAUCGAUUAGACACUUAAAUUCAACUUUAUUGAAGAGGCCUGAAAUGAUUCAAAACAAUAACCUACCUACAUACCUACCACAAGAUGCCUUGGAUGAGCCCAAGAAUGCUUCCCAUUAAAGCAAGUCUUAACACUUCCGAAAUUAGCACCCUAACCCAAGUUGCACAUUGGUAAGCAUUCAUUCUUGGCUAGCUUCAAUUCGUUUUGGUCUCAAGUUAAGCCAUUAAAUAGUAUAGUGUGGUAUAUACGAUCCGAUAUGAAACAAUCACACCUCCAAUGUACAACUGCAGCAUAAGUGCAAGUCUGAAUACGACUUACUCACAAUACUUCUCACAGUAGGAAAACGAAAUGCUGCAAAGCAGAUUUUUUAUUUCAGCAGUUCUCCUAUUCAAGAGUGCUAAUUGGGCUAGUUGGAAUGCUGGAUUGAUGGUUACGAAAAUUCAGUGCAAACACAAGGGGGACAGAAUGAAAUGCACUGAAUAUCCUUCUAUGCCUCUUGUGUUUGCGCUGAAUUUUCAUAACCAUGUCUCCCAUUCAUUUUACAUCAGUACACCCUGUAAAGAGUGCACAGAGCUAGAACAAGAGGUAUUGUUUUUGUGGUGAAGCUUUUCUGACCUCACUUCCAGGAUAUUGGCAAUGUCAAAAGAUUACCUUGUUUUUUGCAGUCCUGGCCUUUCUCGAUGCUGACAUGCAGCAUCUGCACUUGCUAGAAGCCAAUGCAGAAUUCAGGGCUAAUAAACCUAUCUUGCCACGCUAAAUGUGUUAGAACUUGGGCCUGUUAAUGCAUCGUAAACAUACCAACAACAAAAACACAAACAAAUAAAAAUCUUUUUCUAUGAAGAAUCAACCCCAAUUGCUAUCCAAAAAUGCAUUUAGCAUGCUUCGGGAAGUGGUUACUUGUGGCACUAUGUUGCACUAUGCGCUAUGGGUGAUGGUGUCCUUACCAUGCUUCCCUUACACAUACCCAAUAGCCAACCGGUACUUCAAGCGCCACUUCAUUAAAGGGACACUAAAGUGAAAAAUGAUUUUUUCUGCAUCAGUAAAUUACCAUUCUACAACACCAAAAACACCCCUCUUACAACGAUAAGGCAUUUGGUAAGCCAGAAAAAGCGCAAGAACGAAAUACGGGCGGUGACGCCUACUUAAGUUCCCGCAGCCCUAGGUACUGUGAUGUCUUGGAUUUUGAUGGCAUCUUCUAGGGCCUACUAAUUACAUAUAGCAGUACAGGUUGACUACAUUGUGUUCUAAAGGAACCAAAUAUCAAACAUGGCAACUUUCAGGAACCUUUACUCAGCCAACGCGGCCCAAAUGCGAAAACAUACUUUGGAAUCCUUGCCGUCACGCUGACGUACCGGCGCUGGGGUUUCGGCACGAAAUUCAAAUACUGAUACUUGGACCUUCAUUUUCUCUUCUAAUAAUCAAACUAUAUUUUUGAAAUGACUGCCGGCAGGUUUCUUAAACAAUGCUCCGGUAGUCUAAACUGAUUUAUUGUUUCGCUCAAGUGUCCCUUUAAGGAGCAGUUCAGAACCCUGUGUAAUGUCUGUGACUGCUUGUGGCUGCAGCAUCUCACAAAUGCUAGCUGUCACGAUGGAAGAAUGUGAGAACACUCCCCCUGCCAACGCUCCACCGUAAGUUACUGCACGGUAGCAUGCUAGUGCCGUACUGCCAUGCGGCUUUUACCAAUGUGUUGGACUGCACUAUCUUUGGGAUGGGCCCAUGAAAACAGUUUGACAGUCACAAGAAAUCGCGGUUACUCUCCAAAAAUGCUACACAUAUAAAAAAAUAGAAAGGAGGAGUGGGUGGGCGGCGGAGACAGGCAAAACCAAUAAGCAAAACGUUGGGUCCGCACGUUUCUCCUUUCUUCACACCAUCUUUUGCAUUGCUAAUAUAUUCAACAUGUAUACCCUUGCUACUGCGCUCAGGGUUUCACGGAAAUAGUACAAUUAAUAGCCACAGCUACAGACAGGUUUUGCAAGUGGUCUCUGUGGGCAAUAAUGGUUUGCACUCCAUGUAAUGCCUCCACUUUUUCUCUGCGCUAUGGCAUAUAUUGUAUUUCUGCGCAAACAGCCCACACCAAGACUUCACGAAUUGCCAAGUACAAUGCAACCGAUUACAUACACAAAAAUAGCCUUCACAUGCAGCUUCAUGGCAAUGCACUUGUCACUGUUUUGAAGCUGCACUGUGCUUCACAGGGAUGCUACAGACCACCGCUAAAUCAAUUUAAACAACCAAGAUCUGAUUAUGAGCAUACCUGCAACCCUCCCGCCUUUUGAAGGGUACAUACGCACUUUAAUAAUUAAACGACCCUUUAGACCUUGAGCCGCGGCACGCAAGCAGCAGCAAACUUGGAACAGUGGAGACCGACAAGCAACAAUGCAGAUAACAGUACGUUUUCAGCGACUUUGCUGCUGCUGAUUUUGCCUUGUUUAGGAAAUUGCCUGUAUUAGCUUGCUCGAAGCAAGUGCCACCAUGGCAUUUGUUUACCAUCAGAAAACUUCAAACGGCAAGUUCUGAGACCGAUAGUAAAACUAUUUCGCAAACAGAACGCAUUUUUCGUAAAACUUCAUGGAACAAUCCUAAAAUUGUAAAAGAAGCCCAAAUUCAUAAACAUUAAGAAACAUUCGGGGGGGAUUGGCAGGUAAGUUAUGAGGCAUGGCGUCGUAGGGGACUCCAAAUUAAUUUUGACCACCUGGGGUUCUUUCAUGUGCACCUAAAUCACCAAGUGCAUGAGCAAUAUUGCUUCCUCCUCAUAAUAAGAGUAGCUUUCUUGGCAUUGUAGAAGGAUAACUUACUAAUACAGCUGAAGUUGUUUUUCUCCUUGGUCUCUCUUUAAAUUCUGUCGACCCAAUUAUGAGGUGAACCUAGUAGGGGGCUCCAGAAUAAUUCUCACCAUCUGGGGUUCUUUAACAUGCACACAAUGCACGGUACAUUAGUAUGUUUGCACCCAUCAGAAUGUGGUCACGGUGGCCAGGAUCGAACCCACGAGUAUUUGGACCACCUUCGCACAGGAAAACGUUUUCGAAAGUUGCUUAGGUGAGCCGUUGGCUUGCUCAGAAUGAUGAAUUUGGCGUUUUGUGGCAUAAGGGCCAAGUAUGGAAAAAGAGCUUCCUCAGAAUACAGUGCAGGCCUUCUUUAUUCAUAUAAAGACCUUUCUAGAGUCGACACUGCCGAGACUGGUAACAUUGUGGUGAGGUGCUCCUAUAACACCUCACUACCCCUUUCUAGUUCUUGCAGCCUUCUGGCUUUCUUCUUCUUCUUCUCCUUCUUCUUCUUCUUCUUCAUUUCUACUUCUAUGAUUGUAGGACAAAGGCCUGUGACUUCCAAUUAUCCCUGUCUUGAGCUAGCCGAUUCCAACUUCCGCUUGAAAAUUUCCGAUUUUCAUCACCCCACCUAGUUUUCUGCUGUCCGCGACUGUGCUUCCCUUCCAUUGGAACCCAUUCUAUAAGUAACGGUUCACCAGUUAUCUGCCCUACGCAUUACACAGCCUGCCCGGCUUAAUUUUACUGGCCUGCCAAACUUCAAUUCACAGCAACACCUGAAUUUUCCAGUAUAUUCUAGGAACUUGAAUUUUGAAUCAACCUCAAUUUCAAAUUUCUCUUUAGUGCCCCUUAAAAACUUACUAGAGCAGCGAAAGUGUUCAUGAAUGCAUAAAAUGAGAUUGUUUCUAGGGCUGUGCUUUGUAUCGGCAAAUGUUCUUGCAGGCAGUCAUUCAUGCUUGUUUAUAGGGACGAUUUUUUUUUUGCACAAGUCACAAUUGUAGUGUGGGUAAUAUGCAAAAGUUUGCUGUAUAGUACAGUAAAACCUCGUUAAUUCGAACUCGGUUUAUUCGAAAUCCCGCGUAAUUCGAAGGUUUUCGGCGGUCCCAACAGUUUGCAUGCAAAUUUUGCCGGAUAAUUUGAACAGCCAGCGUGCGCAUAUCCGGAUAAUACGUCAGUUUAAACCAUGGCCUCCGAGAUUUUUCCGUGCCUCUGUGAUCUGCAACAAAAAAAUUAGUGUGCCAGUCUCUGAGGCCAGUAUAGUUGCUGGAGUGGCAGCCAGGCUGCCCUUUAAAUCAACUUUGUUUCCGGUGCUUUGUUGUGCCUCAGUGAUCUGCACAGUACUACAGCCGGUUUUGGAGGCUAGCUUUAGUUAACAAAGCAACAACCAGGUACCGCUAGGUCGAAAUUUUUCUGGUUCCGUUUCCGUUGUUUCUUCGUCUAGCUUGUGGCAGGCACUGCUCGUAGUGUUUUGAUUGUUCGGUGCCGCGACCAGACGUGUUCUGUGCUCUGAUAGUUAUUCUUGACCACGUGUGCGGUGUUGGUGUCAAGAAAAUGCCGAAGUACUACAGAACUCUGACUUUCUGCCAGAAAGUGUGCCUAAUUGAGGAGGCUGAAAAAUGGACGAGCUCCAAAACACAGCUGGCGGAAAAGCACAAGGUGCCUUUAUCGACCCUUUCGACGACAUUGAUGAAUAAGACAAAGAUUUUCAAGGCCUAUGGGAAGACGCAUUCGACGAAACGGACAAGGAUUCGUAUUCCUAAGUAUCCGGACGUUGAAGACGCCUUGAUAAAGUGGCUUCAGCAUGCAAAUGCAGCACACCUGCCUGUGAACGGCAUGCUCCUGCGCGAAAAGGCCGAUAAGCUUGCACUGCGGCUGGGCCAUGAAGCAUUUAAGUGCAGCAAUGGCUGGUUGUCCAGAUUUAAAGACCGCAAUAAUCUCACGUUCGUGACAGUGUGCGGUGAAAGCGGGAGCGUCGACCCAAAUGUUGUCGAGAAUUGGAAAAAGGAUACAUUGGCUCUGCUGCUUCAGCAGUGUGCGGAGGACGAUGUUUACAACAUGGACGAGGCCGCAUUGUUUUAUAAAAUGCUGCCAACAAAGACGUUUGCCCCAAAAGAUGCAGUAGUCACGGGAAAAAAACAACCCAAGGACAGAAUAACCGUUCUGUUUGGUGCGAAUAUGUCCAGCAGUCACAAACUUUUGCUGCUGAUCAUCGGAAAAGUGGAGAAGCCUCGGUGCUUCAAGAACGCACGACUUCCUCCCAAGGAUGACGUGCUGUACAGAAGUAACAAAAAGGCUUGGAUGACGGCAGCGCUGUUCGAGGAGUACGUGAGGCACCUUGACCGUAAGUUUGCUGCCGCGGGACGAAAAGUUGUUUUUGUUGCUGACAACUGCCCAGCCCACGUCGACAUCCAGAAUUUGACAGCAGUUAGGCUUGUCUUCCUGCCGCCGAAUGUUACAGCUAUAUUGCGGCCUAUGGACCAAGGCGUUAUUCUGCAAGCGAGGAAGAUUUAUUGCUGCUAUUUGCCUAAAAGGAACUUGUUGUGCUACGAUAACGGCAAACAAUAUUCCGUAGACCUACUGGGUGCCAUAUGCCUAAUCAAGUAUGCCUGGAAGCAGGUGGAGGGAGAUAUGAUCAGGCGUUGCUUUAUGCACGCCGGUUUUUCCAAGCAACAAGAUGACAGUUCUGAGGAUGCAUCUGAUGCCAACUGCACACUGGAUGACGAAGGAGAGUCAUUGUGUGCGCGCAUGACCGACUUCAACGAAGAAAACGGCGACGAGAGCAACGGAUUGACCUUUGUGGAAUAUUUGAGCACGGAACUUGACGUCCAAACGUCUUAUGCCAACUUGGAAGGAGAAAUAUCUGACAAUGGGCCUUCCAACGAAGGUGAAGGUGAUGUUGAGCCCACCCGAGCACCAGCUUUAGCUGCAGUUGUUGAGUCGCUUAACGUUGUGCGCAGUUUUGUGGAGUGUAGCGGUGGUAACAGUGAAUUGCCUCGCGCACUGUAAGCAGACUGGAGGACGCAGCCUACGGUGCGGCUAACUACCGCGCCAAGCAGUCACGCAUCGAUGACUACUUCAAGUGACCGUUUUUCAGACGAAAUAAAGGUGCAGUGUUGAUACAGCCACGUUUUGUACGUUUAUUUCUCGUUUUUCGUCCAUUUUUGAUGAUUCGAAAACCCGGUUGAUUCGACGACUUUUCGCGGUCCGACGGACUUCGAAUUAACGAGGUUCCACUGUACAUGCAAAAAUAGGCCACUGCGGGAAAUGCAAGACACCAUUGAGUUCUUUUCACGACAAACGAAGUACUUAGCCAGCGUCGGCCAUAAUACCGUACAACCUCGUAAAUAUGAUAACUCUGCAGAAGCAUUGGCAUAGUGAAAUGUGCCAUGAAAUCAGUCUGCUGACAACACAUGGUGGGAAGCAUGAUAACUGACUCCAAAUUCACUGAGAAGCCAGAAACAGAUGGUCACAACAAAGGCUAAGCAUUUGAAGUUACAUUACACCAAAAGCAUCAAAAUCCC